AUGCAGAGGACAACGGCACAAGCGGUUAUAUCGGUACUGCGGGACUUGUGGUCAAAAUUCGGCCUGCCAAAGCAAACGGUCAGUGACAAUGGACCGCCUUUCUCGAGCUCUGAUUUUCAGAAGUUUCUGAUUCAUAAUGGCAUAAAACAUAUUUAUUCAGCUCCCUAUCAUCCCGCCUCUAAUGGGGCCGCUGAAAACGCAGUUAAAAUUUGUAAACGUGCGAUUAAAAAGGCAUUAAAACAGAAUUUAAACGUAGAUACAGCUCUGUGUAGAUUUUUAUUAGCCUAUAGAAAUACAGAACAUGCAACUACCGGCGAUAGUCCAGCCAAUAUAUUACAGGGUCGAAGUCUCCGUAUGAGAUUAGAUAAUUUAAAACCAGAAAGGCAAUCCCGAGUUAUCGCGCAACAAGAGCGGAGCGAGCAAAACGCAGGGGGUGUGCAGCGACAACUCGAGCCGGGCACUAAGGUGUGGUAUCGGGAUUAUCGAGGUCUGGAUAAAUGGGUACCUGGGACGAUCCUCAAGCAAUUAGGUAGUCGUGAUUACUGUGUACGAUCUAGUUUUGGAACCGAGAAUCAUAGGCACGUCGAUCAGCUAAAAUUAAGGGUUACAAAAAAUAUAGAUAAAGUUGAUACCUUUGCGUCGAUUCGUAAAAAUAUAAGUCCCGAACUGAUCGUGCAAAAUUUAGACUUAAGAACACAAUCACGUAAGUCGCUAUCAUUUCCCAUGACAAGUGGCGAGGAACCAGUGGCGGUGGUCAACGAUUCGGGGAAGAGUAGUUCACCACCAAAAAAUAGCACACCGGCACAGGAUGCUGUAUCGCCUAUUCGUGGCAGCCCUAUGAGACCCGCUGUGCCGAUAGACAAGAGAGCAUGUAGUACUGGUGGUAAGAGUAUCAAUGAAAAUGUGACACCCAAACGUGAACGUCCUGUAAGAAUACGCAAGCCACCAGUUAGAUAUGGAUUCGAGGAAAUAGAUUAA
Bombyx mori (domestic silkworm) is the source of this 978-nucleotide messenger RNA. RefSeq lists its product as uncharacterized. Gene Ontology annotation, molecular function: nucleic acid binding. The record is from RefSeq and is a predicted model, not a curated record. Gene Ontology annotation, biological process: DNA integration. Lineage: Eukaryota; Metazoa; Arthropoda; Insecta; Lepidoptera; Bombycidae. The transcript has a single exon. Bases 1 to 978 code for a protein of 325 amino acids.